Scaptodrosophila lebanonensis is the source of this 430-nucleotide messenger RNA. RefSeq lists its product as uncharacterized. Bases 62 to 349 code for a protein of 95 amino acids. The record is from RefSeq and is a predicted model, not a curated record. The transcript has 2 exons. Lineage: Eukaryota; Metazoa; Arthropoda; Insecta; Diptera; Drosophilidae.
UUUGUGCGACUAACUGCAUUACAGAAAAUAAAAAAAAAGUCUUAUAUUUGAGAAAACUACAAUGGCACUCGGUUCAGCAAAGGGACUACUCAUGCCGACUCCCAUGACGGCCAUAAAAUUUUUAACUUUGAGAGAUAAUGCGAACCUCCCACUUGAAUUCUAUGAGAAUUGGAAUGAGGCGUGGCGCGAACAGUUUUCCAAACCGGAACUGGUUGUGCGGCAAGUGAUUGGCAUCGAAUUUGCGCCGCCAAAGGAGAAACCCGUAUCGUCUUUGAGCUCCACAGAGGAUUACGAUUCGGAGAACACCACAAAUGGGAAUCCUUACCUAUCGAAGCGCUGCCGCCUGUGAGGGAACGACUCCGGCUGGCAACUGCGCUCGAUUAAGUGUGUCGGCUUCGUUUUUUAUACAUGAUUUGUUUGCGCUGUGCAC